This is a messenger RNA of Chaetomium globosum CBS 148.51, 342 nucleotides long. RefSeq lists its product as uncharacterized. The coding region runs from base 1 to 342 and encodes 113 amino acids. The record is from RefSeq and is a predicted model, not a curated record. The transcript has a single exon. NCBI's taxonomy places the organism in Eukaryota, Fungi, Ascomycota, Sordariomycetes, Sordariales, Chaetomiaceae.
AUGGCCUUGGGCGAGGGUGUUCGAGACGAGGCGGGCGGGCGGGUGAUGCCGGGUUGGUUGCACAACGAACAACGGGGGAUCCGCGCAUAUGGUGGUGGUGGACAAACACGGGGGUCAGGAUCGGGGGUCAAGACUUGGGGGUCAAAGGCUGGGGGGAGCUUGCGAGGCGAGGGAGGCGCCAUACCAGACAACCCGACCAGCUGGGAAGGAUGGGUGGAGAGGGUGGGCGAGGGCGUGCUCCCGGCGUUGGGCUUGCUGCGCAGCGCCGUGCCGCCGCAGAGAAGAGAGGAGCGGGCGAUAAGGCAGUGCCCUCGCGCAGCCAGAACAACGCGGAGCAGCUAG